GAAGGACUGGGCGAGCACCGAGGGCGUGAACCCGGAAGUGGCGCGGCAGCCAGUAACAUGAUCUCUAGACUGGGACGCCGGGGUUCCUGCCGGCUGUAUUCGGGCCUUGGACUGGACUGAGGAGCCACGGUGGAGACCAUCCAUGGAAAAGAACCCCCCUGAGGAUACGGGCCCCGUGCACGUGCCUUUGGGGCAUAUUGUGGCCAAUGAGAAAUGGCGCGGGUCACAGCUGGCGCAGGAGAUGCAAGGGAAAAUUAAGCUCAUUUUCGAGGAUGGCUUGACACCAGACUUUUAUCUGUCGAACAGAUGCUGCAUUCUUUAUGUCACCGAAGCUGAUUUGGUGGCAGGAAAUGGCUACAGAAAGAGGCUUGUUCGGGUUAGAAAUUCCAAUAAUCUUAAAGGAAUUGUAGUCGUUGAAAAAACCCGGAUGAGUGAACAAUACUUCCCAGCCCUACAGAAGUUUACUGUGCUGGACCUUGGAAUGGUGCUGCUUCCAGUGGCCAGCCAGAUGGAAGCAUCCUGCCUCGUCAUCCAGUUGGUUCAAGAGCAAACAAAAGAGCCCAGUAAGAACCCUCUUCUCAGGAAGAAACGGGCCCUGCUGCUCUCUGAGCCUUCGCUCCUUCGAACCGUGCAGCAGAUCCCAGGAGUUGGAAAAGUUAAAGCUCCCCUUCUCCUCCAGAAGUUUCCAAGCAUCCAGCAACUGAGUAAUGCUUCCAUUGGGGAACUGGAGCAGGUGGUCGGACAAGCAGUGGCACAGCAGAUCCAUGCCUUCUUCACACAGCCCAGGUGAGGGCUGGCCUCGGGGCCACGGCAUCUUCUCCCGAGACCACAAACACCAGGAUCUUGUUUUCAGCUUUAAAAACCAAGAGAAUGGGCCGGGAGCAGUGGCUCACGCCUGUAAUCUCAGCACUUUGGGAGGCCGAAGACAGCGGAUCAUCUGAGGUCAGGAGUUCAAGACCAGCCUGGCCAACAUGGAGAAACCCUGUCUCUACUAAAAAUAGGAACAAUUAGCCAGGCAUGGUGACAGGUGCCUGUAAUCCCAGCUACUUGGGAGGCCGAGGCAUGAGAAUCACUUGAACCCGGGAGGCAGAGGUUGCAGUGAGCCAAGAUUGUGCCACUGCACUCCAGCCUGGGUGCCACAGCAAGACCCUGUCUCUAAAAAAAAAA
Nomascus leucogenys (northern white-cheeked gibbon) is the source of this 1167-nucleotide messenger RNA. RefSeq names its product FA core complex associated protein 24 (gene FAAP24). The record is from RefSeq and is a predicted model, not a curated record. Gene Ontology annotation, biological process: interstrand cross-link repair. Lineage: Eukaryota; Metazoa; Chordata; Mammalia; Primates; Hylobatidae. Gene Ontology annotation, molecular function: chromatin binding. Gene Ontology annotation, cellular component: Fanconi anaemia nuclear complex.